Messenger RNA from Closterium sp. Yama58-4, 2706 nucleotides. Lineage: Eukaryota; Viridiplantae; Streptophyta; Zygnematophyceae; Desmidiales; Closteriaceae. The record is from the annotation of a GenBank genome assembly.
AUGAGCAAUAUUAUUGAUAAGCCAAAAUCUGAAGAUGCUACUAAUGCUGCUGGAGGAAUCCUGCUCCCUGGGGAGGUGUCGGAGAAUGUUGAUGAGUCAGCACGAGCGGAUAAGAGGGCAGCAGCAGCAGCUGAUGUGGACCGACCACUCCUUGUGCUCGCAGGGCCGGGAAGCGGCAAAACCUCGACCAUGGUAGCUCGCAUUUUGCAUCUUCUCCACGUGGGUGUGCCAGCCAAUCGCAUCCUCGCAAUGACCUUCACCACAGCAGCAGCCAAUGAGAUGCGAGAACGCGUGCUGGCCAGCCAAGGGAGGCGAUCGACAGGCAAGAAGACAGGAGCGGCAGGGAAGGGAAGGAGAGAAAACAAGGGAGGGGUGGCAGGAAUGGAAGGCGAGGAAGGGAAGCAAGAGAAAGAAGGCAAGGAUAGGAAGGAAGAGAAGGAGGCGGCAGCAGGUGCGGCAGGUGCGGGGGCAGCAGGUGUGGGAGCGGCGGGUGGGAGAAGUGCGGGCAGGUGGACUGAGGAGGGGAAUAAGGAGAACGAAGAGGGGAAGGGAGGAGGGAAGGUGGGAGAGAGUGUGGAGGAGAGGGUCGCGAGGGAGGUGGAGGAGCUGAAGAGGAGCCGAGCAGCAGCAGCAAAGUGGGUCAAGUUCGUUGUGAGGGCCAAGGCAGCAGGUCAGACAGCAGAGGACUUUGAAGCACGGGGCAACCACGAGGCAGCCCGUGUGCUGCGAGCAUAUGCAAGUGUGCUGCAGAAGUGCAACGCGGUGGACUAUCACGACUUCAUCCUGCUCUCCACCAUGCUGCUCACACAACAUGCUGACGUGCUUGAGGAGUGCACAGCAGCAUGGACUCAUGUACUGGUGGACGAGUUUCAAGACACCUCCCGCAUCCAGUUCGCAUUCGUGAAGGCUCUCUGUGGCACACACGGGCACAUCACCGUUGUGGGGGAUGAUGAUCAGGUGGGUUUGUGGGAUGAGAAGGGUUGUCCAUAUUCAGCUUCAACGGCGCCAAUCCGAGAGCACUUCUCCGACCACACGGAGGUGCGCCUGUGCCGCAACUACCGCUCCACAGGCACCAUAGUGCGGGCCUCUGCUGCUGUCAUCUCGCAGAACUUUCCAGGAAGGAGGGCGGCCAAGCAACUGUGCACUGACAAUGGCGAUGGGGAGAAGAUCAGGGUGGUGGAGGCCCUCCGCAACGUGCUGGCUCUGCUGCGCCUCUCCCUACAAUCUAAUGUUCCCCAUCCCUCCCCAUCCCUCUCCAUUCCUCUCCAUCCCUCCCUAUCCCUUCUCAAACCUCCCCAAUCCCAGGCCCUGCGCAACGUGCUGGCACUCCUGCGCCUCUCCCUCCCAGCGCUAGUGGACAACACUGCCGCCCGGAGAGUCUGGAAGUUACUGUUCAGCCGCGAAAAGGACGAGGCGAAAAAGAGAGCUGCAUUCUCGUCGCGUGCAACAGUGAGCGAAACUUCAGGGAAGCUUCUCAAUGAGGACGAUGACAUGCGCACGGCCCGUCAAUUUCUUAUCGAUGACAUCAGCGCCUUCCUCUCCCUCCACACACCCAAACCACCUGACACCGUUGCCAAUGAUGAAACCACCUGCAAAAACACCUGUGCUGCCGACGCUGCCUCCAGCUGCUUUCCCUCCUCGGUCUUCUCCUCCUCCUCUCUCUUCUCCCCCUCCUCUUCCUCCUCCUCCUGCGCUGCUCUGCUGCGGGCCUUUCUGGACCAUGUAGCAGCGAGGGAGGCACAGAACAACGCUGUGAGGCGGAAGGAAAAUGAGGAUUCGGUCACUCUCACCACCAUGCACCAGAACAACGCUGUGAGGAGAAAGGAGAAUGAGGAUUCGGUCACCCUCACCACCAUGCACCAGUCCAAGGGCCUGGAGUGGCACACGGUGUUCAUUGUGAGCGCCAACGAGGGGGAGACGCCGCUGCAAAACAGAUUCGAGGAGGAGAAAGGGGGUUGUGCAGGGAAAGGUGGCUUGAAGAGGCCAAGUGGAGAGGGGUCGGAGGAAGAACCGCUUUCACUGGAGACACCUGAGAAGCAGGUUCUCCAGCCCUCUCUAUCCGGGAAAUCCCUGCGGAUCUGCUGCUCUGGCAAGGCAGUACACCCAUCAAAGCCAACCCCUGUGCGUCCGCACAUGCUGCUGCACCGCAUACACCCACCACAGCCCGAGUUGCCACUCCUGCCUCUGCCCAACCUCACACCCCUGCUGCAUCACACCCUGGCGGAGCGAAGGAGCAGUGGGGGGCAGGGGUUGCAACUCUCAAUCCUGGUCAUGGGCUUCCCCACAGAGCACCGUGCGAGCAUAGCAGCAAUCUUCCACUCGUGGGCGCGCCGCCCUGCCUUUCAGCAGCCAUCACGUCUUCUCGCUAAGGUGAGGGCAGUGGUGGAUAGCAGGCAGAGCAGUGGAGCAGCGAGAUCAGCCGGUGGCAAGGAAGCAUUACGAUUGCUGCGACCACUCUUGUCGUCCACGCAAGCUGCUUCCUUCGCAGCUCAUGUGAUAGCAUGGGAGCAGCUUCCGUUCGAGCAGAGAGCAUUACACCGGGUGGAGCGACAGGAAAUGUUUCAGCAGCAGUAUUCGGAAAAGGCUAUGAAUAGAUCAGCAGCAACACCAAAACAGUUGACAUACCUGAAGCAGCUUGGAUGUACUGUUGAACCCUCUUCCAAACUCCAUGCCUCGAAACUGAUAGAGCAGUACAAGAACCUAUGA